This is a messenger RNA of Plasmodium adleri (nom. inval.), 978 nucleotides long. The record is from the annotation of a RefSeq genome assembly. Lineage: Eukaryota; Apicomplexa; Aconoidasida; Haemosporida; Plasmodiidae.
AUGAUAAUGAUGAUGAAAAUUAUUAUAACAAGUAUUAUAAUAUACUUAAUAAAUAUAUGUAAUAAUAAUACUUACUAUGAUGACAAUUUUAAGGAUAAACCUACUAUUGAACAGGAAAAUUCCCAGGAAUCAGAUAUUUUAAAAAAAAAACUAAAUGAUAUAUUAACCAAUUACAAUUCCAUAAAAAAAAUGUUGAUAAAAAAGAUAAAAGUAAAAAGGAUAUUAAACAAAAUUAUUGGUAUUAUGAUAAUUUAUUACAAAUAUAUGAACACAAGUAUCUUAAAAAUAUUUCCAAGGAGUAAUAAAGAAAAUGAGAAGGAAAUAUAUUCUGAUGGUAAAGAUCAAAUAUUUUUAUCAAAUAAUACAUUUGAAAGUAUUAUCAAUCCGACAAAAGAUGAUGAUAAUAAGGAUAAUAUUAAUUAUGAGAAUUAUAUUAAUGAACUCUAUAAUAUAUUAUAUAAUAAUAUAAAUGAACAUAAUAAUAUCACACCAAAUAUUCAUAUAGAAAAUAAUACAUUUAUCGAAAAAAAUGAAAACAACAAUAAUAUUUCAUCAUCUAAAAAUGAAAAGAAUACAUAUAAAUCUUGUCACAGUCAUACAGAUAAAAACAAAAAUAUAAUUCAGAAUAAUAAUAUUGAAAAAGAUUGUAACUCAAAAUUAUUAGAAGAGGAGCCCUUGAAUAAGUUAUCAUUCAAUGAAACUAAUAUUAUAGAUGAGGAAACAAAUCUUACUGAUGAAAUAAACCAUCAUGUUAAAGAAACAAACCAUGUAUUUUCUCAAGAACAUUAUAACGAUGUAUACAACAGUGAUAAUUAUAUAUAUGAACAAAUAAAAUAUCUGCAUGAUAAUAAUUCAUCAACAAUUCACACAGAAAAAGAAACAGAUAAAUGGAAAUAUACAAACGUAUUUGAAAAAAAAUGUGAAAAUAAACUUGUCAAAAUAAAUGAGACUCCUAUGAACCCUUUAAAUAAAGAGACA